Molecule: messenger RNA, 2005 nt
Organism: Drosophila nasuta
Lineage: Eukaryota; Metazoa; Arthropoda; Insecta; Diptera; Drosophilidae
Product: L-asparaginase
Exons: 3
Coding region: 96-1895 (599 amino acids)
Biological process (GO): amino acid metabolic process
Molecular function (GO): protein binding; asparaginase activity
Source: RefSeq, a predicted model, not a curated record
UAGAAAUUUUUUGAUAUUUCAGUCGUUUAUAAAUUAUGUUCAGAUAAAACGAAAUUCUAAAUUGUUGCUAGCAAAAAGUGGCAGUUGGGCUCAAUAUGGACACGAUGCAGUGUCAGUGCAAUCAAAUUAAAGAGGCUCGUGUGCUGGUCCUCUACACUGGCGGCUCCAUAGGCAUGAUGCGCAACGAUGCAGGCGUUCUGACUCCUAUUCCCAAUGAGCUACCGAAGCGAAUACGCGAAGAUCCCAACUGCCACGAUAUCACGUAUACGUCGCGCUAUGAGGCCAAUGAAGAGCCUCCUCUGGUCCUACCCAUCCUAAACGAAGCGGCGCUGCGAGUUGUCUAUGAUAUAAAGGUAUAUGAACCACUAUUGGAUUCUAGCUGCAUGGCCAUGAAUGAUUGGAUACGCAUGGCAAACAACAUAGGCGAAUACUAUGAACGCUAUGAUGGCUUUGUGAUCCUGCACGGCACCGAUACCAUGGCCUAUACUGCCUCUGCUUUGGCCUUUAUGCUGGAGAAUUUGGGGAAACCCGUUGUGAUUACGGGCGCUGCAAUUCCCAUUUUUGAAAUGCGCACCGAUGGACGCGAUAACUUUGUUGGGUCGUUGAUGCUGGCUGGGAACUAUAAUAUUCCCGAGGUGAUGAUCUAUUUCGACAAGAAUGUGCUGCGAGGUUGUCGCUCCACAAAAAUUAAUUCCAUGGGUUUCCAUGCAUUCGAUUCACCAAAUAAUCCGAAGCUCGGCAAAGUUGGUAUAAAUGUUGAGAUCAAGAACUAUCAAAUAUAUCGACCCUGUAAUCUGGGUGAAUUUAUGGUAGAAAAUAAGUUGGAGCCCAACGUUGCACUGCUGAGAAUUUAUCCGGGCAUUACGCCGGCGGUACUGAGGGCUUUUCUCGCUGCACCAAUAAAAGGUGUUGUCAUCCAGAGCUUUGGUUGCGGCAAUAUGCCCGAGCAGAAGGAUCUCUUCGAAGUGCUACGUGUGGCCAUCGAAGGCGGGCUCUUGGUGGUAAACACAACACAAUGUCUGCAGGGCGAGGUGGCGCCCAUCUACGAAACAGCCAACUGGAUGCAAAUGGGUGUCGUGCCGGGCGGUGAUAUGACCCAAGAGGCGGCACUCACAAAACUUGCCUAUGUGCUAGGCAAAGACAAAUGGAGCUUGGAGCAAAAGAAGCAGAUGAUGCAGUUAAAUUUGCGUGGCGAAUUAAGCACUCAAUUCACUGCGAAGAUCAAUGAUAUGGAUUUAAUUGAGGGCGUAGCGCGUACACUGCAUCUCUCCAGUUGCAAGGAAAGUGAUCAAAUGUGUUCCACAUUCUUUCCAGCACUCGUCGAUGCUGCUGUUCGAGCUGGUGAUGUAGCCAAGCUGAAAUCCCUCAAAGCGUACGGUGCGAAUUUAUGCGAAACCAAUUGUGAAGGACGCACUGCGUUGCAUUUGUCCUGUUAUCUGGGUCAGCAGGACUGUGUGGCAUGCCUCUUGGGUGCAGGCUGUCCCGCCGACUUGACCGAUCGCUUCAAUCGAACGCCACUGCACGAAGCCAUUGAUGCAGACAAUCACAAAAUAAUCGAGUUACUGUUAAAAAGCGGCGCCAAACUGCAGCAGGAAGAUCAGCAGGCGCUGGCAGAACAACUGCGAAUGCUGGCCGAGAAUGGACAAAUCGAACGGCUGGAGUCCUAUCGCUUAGCUGGCGCAAAUCUAAUGCUAGCCGAUCGCUCUGGUCGAACACCCUUGCACUAUGCAGCUCAACUGGGGAACCUGCCGGUUGUGGAAUACCUAUUGCUUUUCUAUAAUGAUGUGAAACUUAAGGAUGUCUUAGGGCUGGAGCCCGUCCAUUAUGCCAAGGCGACAAACCAUAGCGAAGUUAUAGCGGCACUAUGUGAUAAGAUUAAGGACACAAAGAGUUGAAUGAAUUCUGCUUGUUAUGGGAAAAACAAAAAGCGUCUCGAUUUGUUUUGUUUUUUUUUUCUCUUUUUUUGUGAAAUAAUUUCAAAUAUAAUUUUAGCUUAUACCUGGUA